Eptesicus fuscus (big brown bat) is the source of this 3935-nucleotide messenger RNA. It is a transcript of the gene SKIC2, whose product is annotated as SKI2 subunit of superkiller complex. Gene Ontology annotation, molecular function: RNA helicase activity; RNA binding; ATP binding. Gene Ontology annotation, cellular component: Ski complex. The coding region runs from base 37 to 3903 and encodes 1288 amino acids. The transcript is spliced from 27 exons. The record is from RefSeq and is a predicted model, not a curated record. NCBI's taxonomy places the organism in Eukaryota, Metazoa, Chordata, Mammalia, Chiroptera, Vespertilionidae. Gene Ontology annotation, biological process: nuclear-transcribed mRNA catabolic process, 3'-5' exonucleolytic nonsense-mediated decay.
CACUUCCGGCUGCGGGGCAGCUGCUGUGGCUCCCAGAUGAUGGAGACGGAGCGACUCGUGCUACCUCCCCCAGACCCCCUGGACCUGCCUCUUCGGGCUGUGGAGCUGGGAUGCACUGGGCGCUGGGAGCUGCGGAACGUGCCUGGGCCUCCAGAGAGCACACUGCCCCACGGCCUCCCUCCCUGUGCCCCAGAUCUGCAGCAAGAAGCAGAGCAGUGGUUCCUGUCGUCUCCGGCCUGGCUGCCUCUGCACGGCCUGGAGCACCCAGCGCGAAAAUGGCAGAGGAAGAUGGAUCCUUGGUCUCUCCUCACUGUACUGGGGGCCCCAGUCCCCUCCGACCUGCAAGCCCAAAGACAACCCACCACGGGCCAGAUGCUGGGCUUCAAGGAGGUCCUGCUGGAGAAUACAGACCUGUCGGCCACGACCUCCUUAUCUCUUCGCCGGCCACCGGGGCCCAUCUCCCAGUCCCUGUGGGGGAAUCCAACACAGUACCCUUUCUGGCCAGGUGGAAUGGAUGAGCCCACCGUGACAGAGCUGAGCGCUCGGGAGGAAGCUGAGGAGGAGAUAGACUUUGAGAAAGAUCUCCUUACUGUUCCACCGGGCUUCGAGAAAGGCACGGACUUUGCAGCAGAGGCUCACCCAGCUCCAGCUCCUGGGUUGCUCAGCCUCAGCCGUCUGCUCGAGCCCCUGGAUCUGGGUGGGGGCGACGAAGACGAGAGGGCGGCAGUGGGACAGCCGGGAGGUAGCAGAGGAGACACUGUUCCAGCCUCUCCCUGCAGUGCUCCCUUGGCCCGAGCAAGCAGCUUGGAGGACCUCGUGUUGAAGGAAGCGUCCACAGUUGUGUCCCCUUCAGAGCCCCCCAAACCCCUUCCUCAGGAGCAGUGGGCCAUUCCUGUGGACGUCACCUCCCCCGUUGGUGACUUCUACCGCCUCAUUCCCCAGCCCGCCUUCCAGUGGCCGUUUGAGCCUGAUGUGUUCCAGAAACAGGCCAUCCUGCACUUGGAACGGCACGACUCGGUCUUCGUGGCGGCUCACACGUCUGCAGGGAAGACGGUUGUGGCCGAAUACGCCAUUGCCCUUGCCCAGAAGCACAUGACGCGCACCAUCUACACUUCCCCUAUCAAGGCUCUGAGUAACCAGAAGUUCCGAGACUUCCGAAACACAUUCGGGGACGUGGGGCUGCUCACGGGGGACGUGCAGCUGCACCCGGAGGCCUCCUGCCUCAUCAUGACGACAGAGAUCCUUCGCUCCAUGCUGUACAGCGGCUCGGACGUCAUCCGGGACCUGGAGUGGGUCAUCUUUGAUGAGGUUCACUACAUCAACGAUGCCGAGCGUGGCGUCGUGUGGGAGGAGGUGCUCAUCAUGCUCCCUGACCAUGUCUCCAUCAUCCUUCUGAGCGCCACUGUCCCCAACGCCCUUGAAUUUGCUGACUGGAUUGGUCGACUGAAGCGCCGCCAGAUCUACGUGGUCAGCACUGCCGCCCGCCCCGUGCCGCUGGAGCAUUAUCUCUUCACGGGGAACAGCCCCAAGACCCAGGGGGAGCUCUUCCUCUUGCUGGACUCCCGAGGCGCCUUCCACACGAAGGGGUACUAUGCAGCUGUGGAGGCCAAGAAGGAGAGGAUGAGCAAACACGCCCAGACCUUUGGGGCCAAGCAGCCCACGCAUCAGGGGGGGCCUGCACAGGACCGCGGUGUGUACCUGUCCCUCCUGGCCUCCCUCCGCACCCGUGCGCAGCUGCCCGUGGUGGUGUUCACCUUCUCCCGGGGCCGCUGUGACGAGCAGGCUUCGGGCCUCACCUCCCUGGACCUCACCACGAGUUCAGAGAAGAGCGAGAUUCACCUCUUCCUGCAGCGCUGCCUGGCUCGCCUCCGCGGCUCUGACCGGCAGCUGCCCCAGGUGCUGCACAUGUCGGAGCUCCUGCACCGAGGCCUGGGCGUGCACCACAGCGGCAUCCUGCCCAUCCUCAAGGAAAUUGUGGAGAUGCUCUUCAGCCGCGGCCUGGUCAAGGUCUUGUUUGCCACAGAGACCUUUGCCAUGGGCGUCAACAUGCCGGCCCGGACGGUGGUGUUCGACUCCAUGCGAAAGCACGAUGGCAACGCCUUCCGGGACCUGCUCCCGGGGGAGUACGUGCAGAUGGCGGGCCGGGCGGGCCGCAGGGGCCUGGACCCCACGGGCACCGUCAUCCUGCUCUGCAAGGGCCGCGUGCCCGAGAUGGUGGACCUGCACCGCAUGAUGACGGGUAAGCCAUCGCAGCUGCAGUCUCAGUUCCGCCUCACGUACACCAUGAUCCUCAACCUGCUGCGGGUAGACGCCCUCAGGGUGGAGGACAUGAUGAAGAGGAGCUUCUCCGAGUUUCCGUCCCGCAAGGACAGCAAGGCCCACGAACAGGCUCUGGCUGAAUUAACCAAGAAGCUGGGGGCCUUGGAGGAGCCUGACCUGACUGGCCAACUGGCGGACCUGCCCGAGUAUUACAGCUGGGGAGAGGAACUGACAGAAACCCGCAGCCUGAUCCAGGUCAGCAAGGGUGUGCUGGGGGGACGGACAGGGAGGAAGACAGGUGGCACUCGGGGCGCGCCUGAACUGGUCCCUGCAUCCCUGACACUUCCUCCUCCAUCCCGUGUGCACAUCCCCGCUCUUCAGCGACGUGUCAUGGAGUCUGUCAGCGGGCUGAAGGCUCUCUCGGCCGGAAGGGUGGUGGUUGUGAAGAGUCAGGAGCAUCACAACGCACUGGGUGUGGUCCUGCAGGUCUCCUCGAACUCCACCAGCAGAGUCUUCACCACUCUGGUCUUGUGUGAUAAACCCGGGUCUGAGGAGCCACAGGAGAGGCGCUCGGCCGCCCCAGGUGUGCCCUACCCAGAGGACCUGGUGGGAUUCAAACUGUUCCUGCCUGAAGGGCCCUGUGACCACACUGUGGCCAGGCUGCAGCCCGGAGACGUGGCUGCCAUCACCACCAGAGUGCUCCGGGUGAACGGGGAGAAGGUCUUGGAGGACUUCAGCAAGAGGCAGCAGCUGAAAUUCAAGAAGGACCCUCCCCUCGCUGCUGUGACCGCUGCUGCCCAGGAAUUGCUGCGCCUGGCGCAGGCCCACCCGGCAGGACCCCCUACCCUUGACCCUGUCAACGACUUGCAGCUUAAGGAUGUGUCAGUGGUUGAGGGGGGACUCCGGGCCCGGAAGCUAGAGGAGCUGAUCUGGGGGGCUCAGUGCGUGCACAGCCCCCGUUUCCCUGCUCAGUACCUGAAGCUGCAGGAGCGAAGGCAGGUACAGAAGGAGAUAGAGCGGCUGCGCUUCCUGCUGUCAGACCAGUCGCUACUGCUGCUCCCCGAGUACCACCAGCGAGUAGAGGUGCUCCGGACUCUGGGCUACGUGGACCAGGCGGGCACGGUGAAGCUGGCGGGGCGCGUGGCUUGUGCCAUGAGCAGCCACGAGCUGCUCCUCACCGAGCUCAUGUUCGACAACGCGCUGAGUGCCCUGCGGCCGGAGGAGAUCGCAGCCCUGCUCUCCGGCCUGGUCUGCCAGAGCCCCGGGGACACUGGGGAGCAGCUCCCAAGUACCCUCAAACAGGGAGUGGAACGUGUCCGCGCUGUGGCCAAGCGCAUUGGUGAGGUGCAGGUGGCCUGCGGCCUGAACCAGACAGUGGAAGAAUUUGUAGGGGAGCUGAAUUUCGGGCUGGUCGGGGUUGUGUACGAGUGGGCCCGGGGCAUGCCCUUCUCGGAGCUGGCAGGGCUCUCGGGGACGCCCGAGGGCCUGGUGGUCCGCUGCAUCCAGCGCCUGGCCGAGAUGUGUCGCUCACUGCGAGGGGCGGCCCGCCUGGUAGGCGAGCCUGUGCUGGGUGCCAAGAUGGAGACGGCAGCUACCCUGCUGCGGAGGGACAUCGUCUUUGCAGCCAGCCUCUACACUCAGUGACGGAGCCCCGGGGACAAUAAUAAACCAGUAAA